AUUAUCACCAGAUAUGGAUGUACUUGUUGAAGUACGUUGUCAACUAGAGAAAUUAUUUGAAAUAUUUCGAGUUGUUCAGUUAUGUGAUUCAGAACAACAACAACAACAACACCAACAACAACAGAAUGAGAACAAUCAUAUCAAUGAUUGUGAUGCAUCUAGUCGUUUUCUAGUUCAUCGUCCACCUCCAUCCGGUUGGUCGACUUCUAUACAAGUUAUUGAAGCAGAAAAUAAUCAAAAUUCUUUUCAUAUUAUGGAUUCAACUAAAUCUAAACACAAUUCUCUAGUAUUAUCAUCUACAUUAGAUUGGAAUUAUUUAACUGGUGAUUAUAGUUGGCCAAUUUUACCAGAACCAUUAAGUUUACCACCGGCUGAAUAUGUUCUACUUACACCGACUGCUUAUUGGCCUAGAACUUUAUCUAGUAUUAUUAAACGUUCAUGUUCAUUGUUGUCAUCGACAACAACUAAUACCACUACUACUACUACUACUACUACCAAUAAUAAUAAUAAUAAUAAUAAUAAAAAUUCUGUUAAUAUGGAAUCUCAUCUAGCUGCAGGACUAUUGAAAUUAUGGUUACGUGAAUUAAGUCAACCUCUUAUUCCAGUUGAACUACAAUCAAUAUGUAUGAAAGCGGCCUGUGAAGCGGAAACUUAUGAAUUACAAGAAAAAGAUUUAAUAACUAAUAAUAAUAAUUCAUCAACAGAUUUAGAUCCGAUUCAAAAAUGUUGUCGUUUAGUUAGAUGUUUAAAUCCAUUGCCAAGACGAUCAUUAUUAUAUUUAAUUCUACUUUUACAACAUCUAUCCAAACCAAUACAUUCAAAUCAAUCAUUAAUGGAUGCACGUAAUUUAGCCACUGUGAUUGCACCAAACUUAAUGCGUUCAUCAAAUAGUAAAGAUCCACGUGAAUUAUUACAAAAUGUUCGACCACAAACAUUAUUCAUUCGUUUAUUAAUCAGUUAUUUGGAUAUUGAAGUUGAAUUGAAAUAUUUGAAAGAAGAAGAAGAUGGUGAUGAUGAUGAUAAUGAAGAGCAAGAGACAUGCAAUGUGAAUGUUGACGAUAGAGGUGAAGAUUGUGAAUUGAAAGAGAAAUCUGUCACUGAGACAAAUGUCGAUGGUGUGGAUGAUGAAGUUAAAUUGAUUCGGUUUAAUGAUAAUAAUAAUAUCGUAUCAUGUAAUCAGGAUAAAUUGUCGUUAUCAUCCAACGGUUAUGUGUAUCUGUCGUCACCGGUACGAGUUCGACUCGGUCCAGACAAUGGUUUCAUACCUAUUUGAAAUGUGAUUUGAUUGUUUUAUCUACAUUUUUUGUUUUGAUAUGUAUUCAUCAUGCGUACAUGUACAUAUAAAUAAAUAUACUCAUAUGCAUAUACAUAUAUACGUAUGUAUGCGUCUAUUUGUUUCUCCAUGAAACGAUGCAAUCAUUGAUCUGAUUAAUACUUUCAUAUAUACAUAUAUAUAUAUAUCUGUAUAUUCAGUCUUUUGGUUUCAUAUACAGUCAG
Messenger RNA from Schistosoma turkestanicum, 1497 nucleotides. The record is from the annotation of a GenBank genome assembly. Lineage: Eukaryota; Metazoa; Platyhelminthes; Trematoda; Strigeidida; Schistosomatidae.